CUCCCACAACCGACUCCCUUUUCAUGUAGUCCACACUGAGCUCUCGUGAUCUCACUAUUUUGGCUUUUACUGCACGGUUUUGCCAGUGAUUUCAUGGUUGCUGAUCGUUUCAAGUGCACUGCUUUUUUUUAUUUUUAACAUCAUUUCGCUCUGGCCACUUUCAUCUUUUAUGCUGCAUGCAGUCGGUGGGCUACUUCUCUAGUUGAUCUUUUAAUUUGAAAGUGUUUUAAUGAGAUGCAAUUUGCUUUACGAUUGAAUUCGAUGUUGCGCGUUGCUACUUUUACAGAAGUUUCUUCAGUUUCAAUAUAACAUUUUCCCUCGCCGCAUCCUGGUUGUUUGCAGCGCGCGACGGAUCAAUGGAUUAAUUAUCACAUCUUCACAUCAGUUUACACACAACUGGCGUGUACUCUUGUUUGUUUGUAAGACUCUCUCUCUAAGGGUUUUUAAAAAUGAGCGAAAUAAACACCGAGGAGGACAGUCAACAAGAAAACGGAGACCUCGGCAGCAAGGACUCGGAGCGUCAGCUUCGCCUGAGACUGUGCGUUUUAAACGAGAUAUUGAACACUGAACGGGAUUACGUGAGAAACUUAGCAUUUCUGCAGUCGGCUUUUCUCCAGAGAAUAAGGCAGACUGCAGAAAACCAACAAUGUCUCACUCCAGAGCAGUUCAAGAUCUUAUUUUCCAACAUUGAGUCCAUUUUGGAAGUCCAUCGUGAUUUUCUUUCCACUCUGGAUGCCAGUUUGCAGCCUGAACCCCAAGCACACCAUUCUCUUGGACAUGUGUUCCUCAAGUUUAGGGACCGUUUCUCUGUGUAUGGCGAGUACUGUAGUAACCACGAGAAAGCACUCAGACUACUGAUGGAGCUUAACAAGAUCCCUCACGUACGGACUUUCCUACUGCACCUCAUGUUGUUAGGAGGAAAAAAGAGCACAGAUGUUCCUCUUGAGGGGUAUCUCCUCUCUCCCAUUCAGAGGAUCUGUAAAUACCCUUUGCUACUAAAGGAACUUUUGAAGAGGACCCCUAAGAAGCAUUCAGACUACCCGGCGGUAGAGGAGGCCCUGCAGGCCAUGAAAGCCGUGUGCUGCAACAUCAACGAGACCAAGCGACAGAUGGAGAAACUAGAGGCUCUUGAGAUAUUACAGUCCCGCAUAGAGGGCUGGGAGGGGACGAACUUGACUGAUAUAUGCACCGAACUGUUGCUCCAAGGCAACCUUUUGAAGAUAUCAGCUGGAAACAUCCAGGAACGGGUCUUCUUCCUGUUUGACAACCUCCUAGUUUACUGCAAGAGGAAGUCCCGAGUGUCUGGGAAGAAAUCCACCAAAAGGACAAAAUCCAUCAACGGGCCGCAGUACGUGUUCAGAGGCCGCAUCAACACGGAGGUCAUGGAGGUCGAGAAUGUGGAAGACGGAACUGCGGACUAUCACAGUAACAACUACACAGUGACCAGUGGCUGGAAGAUUCACAACACGGCUAAAAACAAGUGGUUUGUGUGCAUGGCCAAGAACGCUGAGGAUAAGCAGAAAUGGCUUGAUGCCAUUUUAAAGGAACGUGAACAGCGAGAGAGUGAGAAUUUUUUCUUUGGUUUAUAA
Messenger RNA from Carassius auratus (goldfish), 1589 nucleotides. Its product is annotated as phosphatidylinositol 3,4,5-trisphosphate-dependent Rac exchanger 1 protein-like. The coding region runs from base 450 to 1589 and encodes 379 amino acids. Gene Ontology annotation, cellular component: cytosol. The transcript is spliced from 9 exons. Gene Ontology annotation, molecular function: guanyl-nucleotide exchange factor activity. NCBI's taxonomy places the organism in Eukaryota, Metazoa, Chordata, Actinopteri, Cypriniformes, Cyprinidae. Gene Ontology annotation, biological process: intracellular signal transduction. The record is from RefSeq and is a predicted model, not a curated record.